GCAUUGGAAGUGGUAUGGUUUAUCUGCCCGCAGUGGUCAUGGUUGGGCAGUAUUUUCAGAAGAGGAGAGCACUUGCACAAGGGCUCAGCACCACGGGAACAGGGUUUGGAGCUUUCCUAAUGACUGCCUUACUGAAGUACCUCUGCACUGAAUUUGGGUGGAGGGAUGCCAUGUUCAUCCAAGGUGCCAUCUCUCUGAACCUCUGUGUCUGUGGGGCACUUAUGAGACCACUCGCUCCCAGGGACCUUAGUGAAAAACACGUUGUGAGAAGUACUAGUGAAGAUAAUCAGGAAAAAGCUCUGUCCCAUUCCACAGAGACUUUAAAAUCUAAUGGAGUCCUCAGUGAAGAACCAGAGAAAAAAGAAGAGGCAACAAAUGAAGAAGUGCUUAGCAGUGUUCAGCACAGAGAGGCUGGAGGUAAAUCUGGAAGCGGAAGGAAUAUGUAUGGACUGCGCAUUCUGAAGACAGUGAGCCAGCUGACCAUUACAGUCAGGAAAGGCUUUGCACUGUGGUACUCCAGCUACUUUGGAGCUGCAUCACUUUUUACCAAUAGAGUAUUUGUGGCCUUUAUAAUUUGGGCUUUGUUUGCCUAUAGCAGCUUUGUCAUUCCCUUUAUCCAUCUUCCAGAAAUAGUCAAGCAGUACAACUUAUCUAGGCAGAACAAUGUAUUUCCUUUGACAUCCAUUAUAGCCAUUGUUCAUAUUUUUGGUAAAGUGAUCCUUGGAAUCAUCGCUGAUCUCCCGUGCAUCAGCACAUGGAAUGUCUUCCUCAUGGCUAACUUUACCCUGGUCAUCUGCAUUCUUACUUUGCCACUAAUGCAAACAUACGUUGGCCUGGCUGUGGUUUGUGCUCUAAUAGGAUUUUCUAGUGGCUAUUUUUCUCUAAUGCCUGUUGUGACUGAAGAUUUGGUUGGAACUAAACACCUUGCAAAUGCCUAUGGCAUCAUCAUUUGUGCCAAUGGAAUAUCUGCAUUGUUUGGACCACCCUUUGCAGGUUGGAUCUACGACAUCACACAAAAAUACGACUUUUCGUUUUACAUAUCUGGCUUGCUAUACAUGGUGGGAAUAAUAUUUUUACUCAUACAACCUUGUAUUCAAAAGAAAGAACCAAGGGAAAGAUCUACAGAAGAAGCACAAGCAUAGAACAAAUUCCAGAAGCUUUUUUACAGAACAUUUUUGUUUUCAUGUUUCUAUCACGACAGGAUGAAGCUGUUUUUCUUAUGGAACCAAUCACGUUGAGCUGUAUUUAAGUAAAAAGCCAAUGUGCUCCGUAA
Acanthisitta chloris (rifleman) is the source of this 1273-nucleotide messenger RNA. RefSeq names its product solute carrier family 16, member 14 (gene SLC16A14). The transcript has 2 exons. Gene Ontology annotation, molecular function: monocarboxylic acid transmembrane transporter activity. Lineage: Eukaryota; Metazoa; Chordata; Aves; Passeriformes; Acanthisittidae. The annotation marks the transcript as partial. Gene Ontology annotation, biological process: monocarboxylic acid transport; transmembrane transport. The record is from RefSeq and is a predicted model, not a curated record.